Selaginella moellendorffii is the source of this 1463-nucleotide messenger RNA. RefSeq lists its product as uncharacterized. Bases 88 to 1239 code for a protein of 383 amino acids. NCBI's taxonomy places the organism in Eukaryota, Viridiplantae, Streptophyta, Lycopodiopsida, Selaginellales, Selaginellaceae. The record is from RefSeq and is a predicted model, not a curated record. Gene Ontology annotation, molecular function: protein kinase activator activity; microtubule binding. Gene Ontology annotation, cellular component: nuclear microtubule; mitotic spindle. The transcript is spliced from 7 exons. Gene Ontology annotation, biological process: mitotic spindle assembly; regulation of mitotic spindle organization; activation of protein kinase activity.
GCUGGGGAGGCGGCGAAGCGCGAGAGGAGGAGCGACUUUAAUCGCUGGGAGAUUCCAGGUAUUAUAAGAUCCUUGGGGCGAUCGGCGAUGGCUGGCGCCGCGAGAUCCCCAGCGAAAGAAUGCGGCAUGACGAAGAAGAAGAAAUCGCUGGAGAAUUGCGAUCCCAAUGCCGCGGCAAUCGCUGCUAGACCUCGGAUCUCUCCUAUCCCAGCCGUUCUUCACGAGAGCAAUAGGCUGGAAUCAUGCUGCCAGGCUCGAGCGCCGGAAUUUCAAGAGUCCCUGGUCCAGAAGGAUGUGUGUUCUUCGACUCCCCCGGCCGAGGAUUCCAGCGGUGGGAUUCCUGGCGAUGCAGAGGUUUCAGGCUCGUCGAUCGACAAGGAUUCUCACCAGGAGGGAGAAACUGAGGCUGAGUUUCGCGCUCUUGGGAGGAGGAUCUGUGGCUCCAAGGUCCAUAGCUUAGUCCAGGCAUUUGAGAGUAUGAUCUCGCUCGCGGAAGUAAACACUCACAUCCGAAAGAUGGAGGAGCGUCGCGAGUGGCAGCCCAGCCGGCGAUCGUUGUCGCAGACCGAGGAAGAGUUCGAGUUUGGUUCCUGCGAAGCAACUCAAGAGAAAUCGGCAGAGGAGGACAAUGCUGACAGCGAAGGUGGCUCUUUGGACAGGGACGAGAAAGAUGACAUCCAGUCUGAGAAAAAUGCCAGUGACUGUGGAUCAUCCGAGUCGUACCAAAAGUCGUCCAAGGCAACGUGCAUACAACCUUUUAGCCUGCGAACACAGGCUCGAGGCGCGAGAAAGGAGUACGAGUUCCGGAAGAAACUGCAAAAGAUAUUUGAAGAAGAUAGCAAGCUCAGGAUUCCUAUAGCACAAGGCCUGCCAUGGACAACUGACGAACCAGAGGUUGUUCCCAAGCCUCCUCCGAAAGAGAACACUGUUCCGAUGGAUAUCAGGCUCUGUACUGAAUUCAGAUCCGUCCGGCGAGCUCAAUUCGACGACUACAUUGCCGCAAAGAUAAUUUACAUCGAGCAUCAGCGAGAGGAGCAACAGCGACUGCAAGAGCUUGCGGAACAAGAAGAAAUCAAGCAGCUGCGGAAAGAGAUGGUCCCUCGUGCUCAACUCAUGCCUUACUUCGAUCGGCCUUUCAUUCCACAAAGAUCUUCCAAACGCUUGACAGUUCCCAAGGAGCCAAACUUCCACUGCUCUCACGAUCACAAGCGAGCCAAGUGCUGCAUUGUGUCGCAGUAGAUUCCGUCAAGAGAGAAUAAAUGCGAAGAAUAAAAAGCAAAGUAAACGUUGCGAGUGGCCACUGGAAAUCGCACCCAGGAUUCCACACGGCGCAACUUCUCUUUGGUUUUUAGCUGUGAGAAAAAAGCUUCCGAGAGAUCUAUGAACGUAAGCUUUGUUACGUACCUAUAUAAUGUAUGUAUGGAGGAGGAAAAGAAUGUACACACAACGGCAUAGUUUAUAUC